Penicillium macrosclerotiorum is the source of this 2289-nucleotide messenger RNA. RefSeq lists its product as uncharacterized. Gene Ontology annotation, molecular function: alpha-L-fucosidase activity. Gene Ontology annotation, biological process: fucose metabolic process; glycoside catabolic process. The record is from RefSeq and is a predicted model, not a curated record. Gene Ontology annotation, cellular component: lysosome. NCBI's taxonomy places the organism in Eukaryota, Fungi, Ascomycota, Eurotiomycetes, Eurotiales, Aspergillaceae. The transcript has 4 exons. The coding region runs from base 1 to 2289 and encodes 762 amino acids.
AUGAUAGUUUUCAAGAACGCCAUCUGCACGCUCUUUUUCUGCAUAUCACUAAGCAAAGCCGUUAUAUUUAAACCGCAAAAUGAAUUUCAAGCUCUUUCUGGAGAAAGCGCCUCUUUCCCAGUGGAUCUUGGGCCGUGGUUCAACAACCGUGCUUUUGGCAUGAGUCCAAAUGAAUCUAAUUUCGAUGGCGAAGGAAAUUCGUAUCCAGCAGAGCAAAUACCUCCCGAAAGGUUCACCUAUGGAGGAUUCAACUAUCGAUUUUCAGGAUACAACGCAUCUGGAUUCGACAAUAUGCUUGUCAAUGGCCAAAAAAUCGAAAUUCCCCGAUCAAAAUACUUCAGCUUUCAGAUGCUCGCAGCUUCUGAGUCUGGGAUGGCUUCUGGCUCAGUCACCGCAGAAUAUGUUGACGGCAGCUCAACAACUGGGCCAUUCUUAGUCCCAGCCUGGUGGAACUGGCCAUAUCCAGCUGGAGGUGACUUGAUAUUUUCUGGCUAUCUGACAGAAAAUGAUACGAACUACAAUCGAUCCAAUAUUUUCCAGACUAUUAAUUGGCUGGACUCAUCCAAAGAGCUCGUUUCGUUAACCUUUCCAGAAAUUUCAACUGGCUCAUCUACCUCACCCGGGGGAGCAUCGAUCAACACUCAGCUUCACAUCUUCGCACUAUCACUGCUACCAGUUAUUGAGGAUAGCUUAUCGCCGGUCAGACUAGAGAUACAGUAUGCUCGCUCGACUCAGAAAUGGAUAGAGGGAACUGAGAAAGUUCAAAUCAUUGAGGCUGUCAUUAACAACGUCGGGAAUUCCUUCGUUAUGCGAAAUAACAAAGUUCGCGUCCAUGUAGAAUCCCCUGGCGUCAUUACUGUGACUGAGGGGGUCAUUCGACGACUAUGUCCCGGCGAUCAAGCUAUAGUGGAAAUUGGCGUCCAGAAUCGCGAAGGUAUCGAACCUGGAAGAUCUGGUCCAGCAUCCAUUAUAAUCGAGGGAGAUGAUAUCCCGACUACAAAGUACUCCUUCAUUGCAAAAUAUGGAAUUGGUCAAUACGAGGCUACCUAUGAGUCAAUCUACAGCCAUGAAGCACCAAGUUGGUACAAUAAUGCGAAGUAUGGCAUUUUCAUCCACUGGGGAAUCUACUCUGUCCCCGGUUGGGGCAAUUCGGGAUCCAAGGAGAAUUAUGCUGAAUGGUACUGGUGGUGGCUGGGCCAAGGUCCAGAUUACCCAACAGAUGUCUACGAUUACCAUUUAGAAAAAUACGGACCCAAUUUGGUUUAUGAUGACUUUAUCCAAAACUUCACAGUUGAUGCGUGGGAUCCGAAGGAAUGGGUUGAUUUAUUCGCUGAUGCUGGUGCCAAUUAUUUUGUUCAAGUCAGCAAGCAUCAUGAAGGAUAUGCCCUUUUUGAUCUUCCAGAGAAUGUGACAAAGAGAACUUCGGUUGCCCUGAAUCCGCAUCGGAAUCUCGUCCAAGGGCUGAUUGAACCAUCAGGAAAUGCGACGAAUCCAUUCACAAAUGAAACUUUACCAUAUACUGGAUAUGUCCCCGUGAAUGACUAUAUUAUUGACAAGAUCUUGCCAGAAAUGAAUACGCUAGCGGAUAUGGGUACUGAGAUCAUGUGGUGCGAUAUCGGCGGCCCAAAUCGCACUGUUGAAUUCGCAUCGGAGUGGUUCAAUCGCGCAGCCCAGGAAAACAAACAAGUGUUGAUGAACGCCCGUUGCGGCCUCCCGGGAGAUUUCGAUACUCCAGAAUAUGCGCGAUAUGACGGAGUGCAAGUUCGAAAAUGGGAAAGCAGCCUUGGAAUGGAUCCUUACAGUUACGGAUACAAUCGAGCUACUCCACUGGCCAGCUAUAUGAACGCCAGCGACAUUGUCACUGGCCUCAUAGAUAUCGUCAGUAAAAAUGGAAACUUCCUGCUAGACGUUGGACCCACUGCGGACGGGACAAUUAUAGACGUCGAGCAACAGCAUCUCCGUCAAGCUGGCUCAUGGAUCAAAAGUCACGCGGAAUCAAUUUUCAACACGACCUACUGGUUUGUAACUCCCGAAGAGGGAGACGAAAUUCGGUUUACUAUGUCGCAAGAUGCAUUUUACAUCCACACUCUUUCAAAACCAAACGCUACGCUUACCCUCUCCAGUCCGAUUCCUUGGGUGGAAGGAGAUCAAAUUACGGUCGUUGGGGGUAAGAUGGCCAGGGCAGUAGUACCAAGCAUGAAGUCCCAAAAUGGAUCCAUUGUAUUAUCUGUGAGCGCAGAGAUUGCGGCUGCUGAUCAUUUUGCCUGGGUCUUUAAAAUCUCAUAUUAA